This is a messenger RNA of Lathyrus oleraceus (garden pea), 1366 nucleotides long. RefSeq names its product WAT1-related protein At5g64700. The coding region runs from base 97 to 1263 and encodes 388 amino acids. Gene Ontology annotation, molecular function: transmembrane transporter activity. The record is from RefSeq and is a predicted model, not a curated record. Lineage: Eukaryota; Viridiplantae; Streptophyta; Magnoliopsida; Fabales; Fabaceae. Gene Ontology annotation, cellular component: membrane. The transcript is spliced from 7 exons.
UAUUCAAAUACCAAAGCAAAAUACUCAACAUUUAGAUUUUAUCUCUCUAACACCUUUGUUUUCUCUCAGACAAAAUACACAGUAUUAUUUUCUACAAUGGUGAGAAAUAUGAGUGACAAACAGAAAAUUGGAUGUAUGAAAAAGUGGUUCAUGUCUUGUCAAAUUGUUCUUAGCAUGAUAUUAGUUCAAGUUUUUGCAACUGGAAUGCAACUUUUAUCAAGAGUCAGUUUGGUUCAUGGUACUUACAUUUUUGCUCUCAUUGCUUAUCGAUAUAUUGUUGCUGCUAUCUGUGUUGUUCCCUUUGCACUCUACUUUGAAAGGGGACUAGAGAAGAAGUUUAAUUGGAAAGUUUGGUUUUGGCUUUUUGUUAACGCAUUGGUGGGGAUGACUAUGUCUUUAGGAUUAUUUUACUAUGGUCUUCGAGACACAUCUGCUGCUUACUCAGUCAACUUUCUCAAUUUGAUUCCUAUUUGUACAUUUUUCACUUCUAUUAUAUUCAGAAUGGAGAGCUUAAAGAUUGGAACGUGGGGUGGUAGAGCAAAGUUUUUUGGGGCAAUUUUAUGUGUUGGCGGAGCAUUAACUACAAGUCUCUUCAAAGGAAAAGAAUUUCAUAUUGGUCUUUAUCAUAGCCAUCAUGAAAUUGCAAUUUCAACAUCCAAAACUCACAUGUUUUUUGGCACUUUAUUUUUGGUUGGAUCUUGCUGCUGUUACACAGCUUGGUUUAUUAUUCAAGUGAAGUUGAUUAAAGUAUUUCCCUUGAAGUAUUGGGGAACAAUGUUAUCAUGUGUUAUGGCAGGAAUUCAAUCCGCAUUAAUAGGAUUAUGUAUAAAUUCCAAUAUAGAUGCUUGGAGAUUAGGAUGGAAUCUACAACUCAUUACUAUUCUAUUUACGGGAGUAUUGGGUACUGCAGCUAUAUUUUGUUUAAUAUCAUGGACAAUUACAAUCAAGGGGCCUACUUAUCCUUCAAUGUUUAAUCCACUUGCUCUAAUCUUUGUGGCCAUAUCAGAGGCUAUCAUACUUGGUGAACCAUUAAGAGUUGGAACGUUAUUAGGCAUGAUUUUGAUUUUAUUGGGACUAUAUUACUUUUUAUGGGGAAAAAGGAAUGAGAUGCAAAGUUCGCCUCAUACAAAUGUUGCAGCAGAUGUAUUAUCAACACGCAUGAUUGAUGGUGAUCCUAGUGUGUCUAAAUCAACAGUGGCUGUUGCACCAAUUUCUUCACCUUAUGAUAGUGUACUUGAAAUUGAUAAAGCGAUUCAGAAUUGAUAAUAUUAUUAUGUGGUAGAAAACCCGAGUAUUGCACGGGUUAUAUUACAAUAAAUGUUUUAAACAUUUUAAUAAAUAAAGAAUAAACAAUUUUAAUACAUAA